This is a messenger RNA of Cyphomyrmex costatus, 2064 nucleotides long. RefSeq lists its product as uncharacterized. The transcript has a single exon. The coding region runs from base 1 to 2064 and encodes 687 amino acids. Lineage: Eukaryota; Metazoa; Arthropoda; Insecta; Hymenoptera; Formicidae. The record is from RefSeq and is a predicted model, not a curated record.
AUGGUGUUUAGAAAGCUGCGUUGUUACGUCUGCGAUGGAAGAUUUGCGCCUCGUCUAAUGACCCGAAUUGACGGAGAUGACAAUGCUGCCAAAAGAGAAAUUGCGAUCAAUCGACGAGAUGGAUUUCAAAGACCGGCAUUAGAAGUAACUGAUUUGACAAAAAUAUGCACCAACUGUAAUCAAUCGAUUCGUAAUGAAAUUGUUGCUAUCGAGGAAGAUCCUGCCUGUUUAAGACUAAAUGUUUUAACACAGACGCGAAAUAGCACUUGCCUUAUAUGUGAUAGAACUGAUAAUUUGAACGUAUUAUCAAUCGAAUGUAAAGUGAAUGUUUUUAUAUCACACAAUAUUUUCAUUCCACAAAACACCAAGUCUUGUCAACAUCAUUUGAAUGUCGAAGGUAUGCUUCUUGGGCCGCUUGUCCAAGGUUUACGUUUCAUCAACAGGCCAUAUGUAAUCAGAGGUCUUUAUCUUCAAGCCUUCUUACAAGGACUUCGUAAUGUGACAAAUCAACCAAGAAAAUUCGAUGAAAAUAAUCUUUCAGAUAGUGAAUUUCAAUGUCUAUGUCCUAUAAACAAACAACAGUUCGCAGAAUUGUUCACUUUUUGUGAUACAGUACCUUGUACUGGUGGUUACAGGUAUGUACAUAAAAAGGACCUUCUUAUGUUCUUAUGUAAAAUGCGCCAGGGUCUAUCGGAUGAGUUCCUCAGAAUUAUAUUUCAGUACCCGAGUAGGCGAGCAACGAGUAUGGCUGUUGCUACAGUGCGACAGUCUUUAAUGCUUCGUUUUGUACCACAGAAUAUAGGAUUCGACGCUAUAACCAGACAAGAUUAUAUCGAUAGACAUGUGACUGAUUUUGACAAUAUCUUAUAUAAUGCAGAACCACAAACCCGUAGAGUAAUUACAUGCAUUGAUGGUACGUAUAUGUAUAUACAGAAAAGUAGCAAUUUUAGAGCUCUUCGGCAGUCAUAUUGCGUUCACAAAGGUCGGCACUUAGUUAAACCAGUACUGAUAGUUGCUCCUGAUGGAUACAUUUUAGAUAUCCAGGGACCGUACUUUUCGGAUAGUCGCAAUAAUGAUGCUGCGAUACUACAGAAUGAAGCAGAUGCUGAUCGGAUGUUAAGAUGGUUCCAAGAAGAUGAUAUUGUCAUUGUUGAUAGAGGAUACAGGGAUGCCAUUGACCUUCUAAGGCGUUUGGGCAUCACAUGGAAAAUGCCAGCGCUUCUUCCACGAAAUCAAUGUCAACUCAGUACCGAUGAAGCGAACGAGUCCCGUCUUGUGACAAAGCAAAGGUGGAUUGUCGAAGCGAGAAACGGACACCUGAAGUUAAUUUUCAAAUUCCUACAGCAGACAAUAUCGAUGCAUCAUGUUCCUAAUCUUGGUGAUUUUUGUAGAAUAGCAGGUGCUAUCAUAAAUAGAUACCAUCCCACUAUCGAAAUGGAAGGAGCUGAUGCCGAAAAAGCUUAUGAAAUGCUUGAGAAAGCUAAAGAACCGAACAUAGUACAAGCUCUAGUUGAGGUUGAAAAUCUGAAGACCAGGAACGCUCAACGGUGGGUACCGAUAAAUGAUGCACAAUUAGUAGACUUUCCAAUGUUAGAUAUUGAAUACCUAAAGAUGUUAACCGUUGGCAUUUAUCAAAUAAAACUAGCACCCGCAUACGUGCAGGAUAACGUACAACGAAAUGACGAUGAACAAUUCCAUAUUGACAUGCUACGGGACGCAAACCGUCUGCCACAACCGGGAUUACUGAGAGUGAGAAUUUAUUCUAGGUUUCGCAAUGCAGCGAAAUAUCAACUUUGGAUUACGUAUAGACCCAACGAUGAUAACGAGGUAGACGAUGGCAUGGACGGAAACAUGAAUGAGGAAGUUUCACCAAUAUUAGGUUAUUAUUGUACCUGUAAGUCUGGUACUCGUACACUUGGUACUUGUGCACACAUAAGCAGCAUUUUGUGGUAUUUGGGUUAUGCUAGAUACCAGGAAAACAUUCACUACCCAUCAACCAGACUCAUCCAAACCGUCGCUGAUGCAGGCAACCGACCACUUCCAAGAAAUGAUCAUAUGCCUUAA